Phaeodactylum tricornutum CCAP 1055/1 is the source of this 777-nucleotide messenger RNA. RefSeq lists its product with no specific name. Gene Ontology annotation, molecular function: cysteine-type endopeptidase activity. The annotation marks the transcript as partial. The record is from RefSeq and is a predicted model, not a curated record. The transcript has 2 exons. Gene Ontology annotation, cellular component: lysosome. Lineage: Eukaryota; Bacillariophyta; Bacillariophyceae; Surirellales; Neidiaceae.
AAUGAGGAACUCCCGAUGGCCUUUUCAUGGGGCAAUGUCAAUGGGCGUUCGUAUUUGACCAAGUCAUUGAAUCAACACAUUCCUCAAUAUUGCGGCAGCUGCUGGGCGCAUGCCGCUUUAUCGGUUCUCGGGGAUCGGAUAAUGAUUGCCCAAAGCCAAGAAGAGGACUCUAGCAUUCUCGAUGAGUUUAAUCUUUCGGUUCAGUUUCUAUUAAAUUGCGCUGGCGAAUAUGCCGGAUCUUGUUACGGAGGAUCGACAACAGGAGUGUUCGACUUCAUCCAAGACAUGGGGUACAUUCCCUAUGAGACUUGUCAGCCGUACCUUGCCUGCUCCGAUGAUUCUGACGAAGGUAUUUGUUCUUUUGUAAAUACCACGUGCUCACCCGAAGCAAUUUGCCGUACAUGCUCUCCCGACGGCAUUUGCCAAGCUGUUACCACUUUCCCGAACGCCACUGUCGCUGAGUAUGGCCGGUACCGUUAUGAACUGUUUGCUACUAUGGCGGAAAUCUAUCUCCGUGGUCCAGUUACUGCAUCCAUUGAUGCCGGACCAAUUCACAAAUACCCUGGUGGUGUCUUGUGGGAUAAUCCCAAAUAUCAUUCCGACAAGACAAACCACGCUGUUAGCAUUGUUGGCUGGGGCUACGAUUACGAUGAAGAGAAGCAGUACUGGAUCGUUCGAAACUCUUGGGGACAAUAUUGGGGUGAAAUGGGAUUCUUUCGUAUCGAGCUUGGUAAGAAUCUGCUCAAGAUAGAAUCCAACAUUGCUUGGGCAAACCCC